Molecule: messenger RNA, 1661 nt
Organism: Choloepus didactylus (southern two-toed sloth)
Lineage: Eukaryota; Metazoa; Chordata; Mammalia; Pilosa; Megalonychidae
Product: sialic acid-binding Ig-like lectin 12
Biological process (GO): cell adhesion
Cellular component (GO): plasma membrane
Molecular function (GO): sialic acid binding
Source: RefSeq, a predicted model, not a curated record
GGGCCGGGAUGGGAGGUACACGAGUGCAGAGUCUGGCGACAGUGCAGGAGGGCCUGUGUGUCCUCGUGUCCUGCCUGGUCACCUACCCCCGGGAAGGCUGGACCGACUCCAUCCCACAUCUCGGGUGGACCGACUCUGACCCAGCUCUCGGCUACUGGUUCCCAGAAGGGGCUGAUGUACUCCGGGACACUCCAGUGGCCACAAACGACCCAGAUCGAAGAGUGCAGGGGGAGACCCGGGGCCGAUUCCACCUCCUCGGAGACCCCCAGAACAACUGCUCCCUGGACAUCAGAGACGCACGGAGGGGGGACAAAGGGACAUACUUCUUUCGGGUGGAGGACAUGAAAUGGAAUUACAUAUAUCCCAAGCUCUCUGUGCACGUGACAGCCCUGACCCAGACACCUGACAUCCAGAUCCCGGGAACCCUGGAGUCCGGCCGCCCUAGCAGCCUGACCUGCGCUGUGCCCUGGGCCUGUGAGCGGGGGACGCCCCCCACCUUCUCCUGGACGUCAGCCGCCCUCCCCUCCCUGGGCCCCAGCACCCGCCUCUCCUCGGUGCUCACCCUCACCCCACGGCCCCAGGACCACGGCACCAGCCUCACCUGCCAGGUGACCUUCCCUGGAGCGAGGGUGACCGUGGAGAGGACCGCCCAGCUCAAUGUCUCCUACCCUCCGCAGAGCUUGACCGUCGCUGUCGUCCCGGGAAACGGCACGGCACCCAUGGUCCUGGGCAACGGCUCAUUGCUGCCUGUCCAGGAGGGCUAGUCCCUGCAUCUCGUCUGUGUCGCCAACAGCAACCCCCCUGCCAGACUGAGCUGGGCCUGGGGGAGCCUAACCCUGAGCCCCUUGCAACCCUCGGACCUGGGAGUCCUGGAGCUGCCUCGGGUGCACGCUGGGGAUGAAGGAGGAUUCACCUGCUGGGCUGAGAACCCGCUGGGCAUCCAGCACACCUCCGGAGAGCCUGGUCCGGAGUGCUGCUGGGGGCAGUCGGGGGAGCUGGCACCAAAGCCCUGCUCUUCAUCUCCUUCUACCUCAUCUUCUUCAGAAUGAAGUCCUGCAGGAAGAAAGCAGCAGGGCCAGCAGUGGGCGUGGAGGAUGCAAACACCGUCACGGAGUCACUCUCCAAGGACCACCUGACUGAAUCUCGGACAGAUGCUCUACCAUUUCCCCCUUCUCCAGCUGUGGCUGCCCCCUCCCUGGGGGGAGAAGAUCUCCACUAUGCCUCCUUAAACUUUCAGGGGGUGAACUCUAGGCACUCGCAGGGGCAGGAGGCCACCAGCAAUGAAUACGCAGAGAUUGCAAUCCACAAGUGAGAAACUGCAGUGACUCAGCCCUGGCUUGAGGGAUCACAGCCUCCUGGGGAGAGGAGGUCCAUGGUUGAUUGCUGUUGUGUUAAAAGCCCUCUAAGGGGAAAGCUGUAAGUACAGAGGAAAGAAUACAGGCUUUGGCAUCCAAGGACUCCCAGACUGAAGCUGUGUCCUGCCCCUUCCUAAGUGAGAGACACAUCACUACCUCUCUGUGCCUCGGUUUCCUGGUUCAUAAAUGAGUGGAAGGAGUUGCUACAAUGUUGUAUUAUGGAAACACAGGACCAGUGCACAACUGAAACUUUCAGCAAUGAUCUUUUUAUUACUCACACAGAAUAAAGAGUCUAGAAACUGCAAA